Exophiala oligosperma is the source of this 1413-nucleotide messenger RNA. RefSeq lists its product as uncharacterized. The transcript has 3 exons. Lineage: Eukaryota; Fungi; Ascomycota; Eurotiomycetes; Chaetothyriales; Herpotrichiellaceae. The record is from RefSeq and is a predicted model, not a curated record. Bases 850 to 1290 code for a protein of 146 amino acids.
UCUCUCUCACACAGACAUACACUUUUGGUUGAGAAGUAAUGUGAACCUGAGUAGUGAUAGCGCGUCCACUUAGCUGUCCAACCGAUGUAAACUUCUGCUCCUUAGAAUUCACGGGUGAAGUGUUUGCUGUCACAGCGGCACACGUAACAGGCAGCCGUGAGCUUGGAGGAACCGAAGAUGAUCCCAAGCUUGUUGGUAUGCGAAGAGCCGAGAGUGAGUGAAGCCUGUUUCAAUUUGUUUGCAUAAAGGCAACUUUCAAGCAAUUAAGGAUGAACACAGAACAGCAACUGCGACAUGCAAGUGUGGGUGCAUGUUACCCUCUUGCGCGUCGAUUGUAUGUAAAUACUUUCAAGGUCUGUUGUCCUCGACGAUGGACGAACCAGUGCACGACACUGAAGAGAUCGCUCCUGUUGCGAGUUUAGUCUCGUCCGCCCCUCUCCUGAUCAAAGAGAAAGAGGAGCCACGCGUAAACGAAAUCCUCCAACAAAUCACAAAACUACAGUACGAGCACGGAGAAACGUUCAAGAAUGUUGACGAGAGAUUAUGGACCGAACUAAAUCCACUGCUAGAUGAAUUUUCCUAAACUACGCAUCCAUUACUUUCGUCCGAGCGGGCGCCUCGUUGUACAAAUGGGUACAGGUGUGCGGCACGGUGUGUUUUUUGCAUCCCUCGAAAAGCGUAUCUUGCACCAAACAUAUGAACUCUCAAGUGGGCCUGAACCGGCUGCGCUCUUCGCCAAAGAUGUCCGCCAUACUGGUUCUAGCAGAAUCAUCCCCUUCAGACGCGCGCUACGGAGUUCAUGAACCAGAUAGCGCUUUUUGAAAACUAGGAGCGCGAGCGAGAACAGUCAUGAUCGAAGUCGCCAACUCUCAAAAAGUAAUAGACUUGCGCCGCAUUGCACAAGAUUACACCUUGGGGUCUGACAUCAAGAUCCGUGUCGUCAUCGGAAUAGACCUGGAGUACAAGAAACACAAACGGACCACACUCACCGUCUGGCGAGCCAACGACGAAGCAUGGGCUGUAGAGCCAACAAUCCUCGAUCAGAGCUUCCGGCUUGAUGAUGGCCAGCCUGUAAACGACACUACACUCGGUAUUAGACUUCGUCUAGCGGAAUUUGGAGACAGCACACAGGAUAAUGGUAUUGAGGGUGAGAUAUUCGUCUCGUACAAAGAGCUAUACGAGUGCCUUCAGGAGCCAGAAGAUUGUAUAGAAUCUGAGAAGCUAGAGGCUCGAGAACGCCACCAGAACAACUUCACCGAGGCUGACGAGGCCGUGUACACUGAGGCCUAGGAACGUGUAGCCAACCGGCUCGAAUUAGACGAUGGUUCCUUUUCAGGGAGCUACUAAGUGCCAUCCUUACUCAGGUCUACAUUACUUCUCAAUCAUAUGUUUAUGUGUCUGUGGACUGCGGAC